GGAAAAGGUGACAAUAUACACUCUCCUUCCUCCUGCAUUACACCGCAGUUGCACUGAGAACCUACAAGAAACCACACGUACCUAGAGCGAUGGCUUCUUCCAUCAGUUCCCAGGUUGAACAGUUCCUGUGUUCAAUAUGUCAGGACGUCUUCUCUGAACCGGUAACUAUUCCGUGUGGACACAACUUCUGCAUGGUAUGCAUCACUCAACACUGGGACAGCAGUAUGGGCACGAAAUGUCCCCUUUGCAAGACGAACUUUCACUUGAGACCAGAGCUUGGCAUCAACAGAGAAUUCAGAGAGCUCAUCAAAAGACCGAAGAGGGGAGAAAGUCCUUUUCAAGCUGGUGCAGUACCAUGUGAUGCGUGUACAAAAAUAAAGAGAGAAGCUUUGAAGUCUUGCCUGCAUUGUGAAGGAUCUUUCUGUAAAACUCAUCUAGAGCCUCAUAACACUGUAGCAAAACUGAAGAAACACAAACUUAUCAACCCUGUGGACAAUCUGGAAGAUUAUAUAUGCCCGAAGCAUGAGAGGCCGCUGGAGCUUUUCUGCAGAGAUGAUCAGAAGUGUGUGUGCCUGUCGUGUAUAACGAAAGAUCACAAAACCCACAAGACUGUUCCUGUAGAGGAAGAGGGUGAAAAACGGAAGUCUCAGUUUGGAAAACAAGCUGAGGUUAAUUUGAUGAUUCAGAGCAGAAUGAAGAAAAUUGAAGAUAUCAAAUGCUCAGUACAGCUCAGCAAGCAAAGCUCAGAAAAAGAAAAAGCAGACAUUGUUGAGCUGUUCAAUGAUCUGAUGGAUUCAAUUGAGAGAUGUCAGUCUGAGCUACUGGAGGUAAUGGAGCAGAAGCAGAAAGCAGCAGAAACACAGGCUGAAGAUCUGAUUAAAGAGCUUACGCAGGAAAUUACUGAGCUGAAGAGGAGAGACGCUGAGCUGGAGCAGCUCUCACACACUGAAGAUCACCUGCACCUCCUACAGGUUUAUCCAUCCCUGUGCAGGCCUUUAGGCACCAAGAUUUGGGCUGGGAUCAGUACUGACACUCAUCUGGAGGAGGACGCUGUGCGGAGAGCCCUGACAAAGCAUCAAGAAUUCCUUAACUGUGUAAUAGUGAAGGUUACAGAAACCGAGCUACAGAGGAUUGAAAAGUUUACAGUGAAUGUGACUAUGGAUCCUGAAACGGCUCAUCCUAAACUCUUCUUGUCUGAGGAUGACAAACAAGUUGGAUAUGGAGAAACACGACAGAUUGUCCCGGAUAAUCCAUGUAGGUUUGAUACAUGUCCCAGCAUCCUCGGGAAGGAGGGAUUCUCCUCUGGGAAAUUUUAUUUUGAGGUGCAGGUGAAAGGGAAAACUGAGUGGGAUGUAGGUGUGGCGAGAGAGUCUGUUAACAGGAAGGGAAUCAUUACUCUCAGUCCAAGAAAUGGACUCUGGACUCUGUGGUUGAGAAAUGGAAGUGAGUAUAAGGCCUGUGAUUGUCUGUCUGUCUCUCUGUGUCUGAAAAUCAAGCCCCAGAAGGUGGGUGUGUAUGUAGAUUAUGAGGAAGGUCUGGUCUCAUUUUAUGAUGUGGAGUCCAGGUGUCACAUCUACUCUUUCACUGGUCAGGCUUUCACAGAGAAACUCUAUCCAUAUUUCAGCCCAGGCUUUACUCAUGGUGAUAAGAAUUCAUCUCCACUGAUCAUUUUACCUGUCUGUAAUUAAAAUAAAAUAAAUAAAUCAAUGAAGAAA
Molecule: messenger RNA, 1715 nt
Organism: Puntigrus tetrazona (Sumatra barb)
Lineage: Eukaryota; Metazoa; Chordata; Actinopteri; Cypriniformes; Cyprinidae
Product: E3 ubiquitin-protein ligase TRIM39
Molecular function (GO): zinc ion binding; protein binding
Source: RefSeq, a predicted model, not a curated record